CUGUGUUGCAGCAGGGUGCGUGCGAGCGCGAGGGGCCCCUGGAGUGGAAUAGAGCCACUAUGGCUGCUGUUUACUCUGAAAAGGGUGGCGAGUUGCAAGAAAAUACCAAUGCACUUUCGCAAGACAGGGAAGGGACUAGUAAUGUUGUCCAAAAUACUAAUAAUCCCGAUCAAGUAAGAAAAGAUGCGGUAGGUGCUGUCGCAGACUCAAGGCAUGGUGGGCCAUCUUCACCUAAGAACCACGCCGAGAUUGUUGGGUUUAACGCUGUGCCACCCAUUACAAUAAAAGAAGAGCCAAUGGAGGAGGAAGAAGAAUAUAUGCAGAUAAACAUAGACGAGAUCGGUGACGAGUCGGAGGAGAGAGCUUCUGCAAAUGAAUCAGUUGGCGAAGAAAAUGUUGACGGGGGGUGGCAAUUCCGCUGUGUGGAUUGUGGCGAGAGCUUCGACAACAAGGAGAUCUACCUGGAGCACUGUCGGUCGCACACCCACGACGGACCCAUCGUGUGCUUGGACAGUGAUGCUCAGUGGGACGACCUGCUUGUCUCUCAGGACGGCGGCCGCAAGACCCUGUGCUGCGCCAUUUGCGGCCGCAAGUUUUCCAGUUCGCGCGGCUUUUUCAGUCAUCAGUUGAAGCACCGCAACCAGGCGCUGAAACACGGCCAGGAGAACAGCUACUCGCUGGGUGGUAUGAAGCGUUAUUACGAGUGCGAGGACUGCGGUAAGCAGUACUCCACUGUCGGGCAGUUUCUCAACCAUCGGCGCUCGCACAAGCAGGCCUCCAAGUCUGUUUUCCACCAGCUGGAGGACCUGAAGAAGAAAUCGUUCCAGUGCCCCACAUGCGACCGUUCCUACUCCCGCGCCUCAGCACUUGACGCCCACCGCCGCUGCCAUGAAGUGAAACUCAUCAAACCCCGUGGUGGUGUGGGGAAGGCACCGUCUGCCCAGGAGCCGUCAGACCAAGAAUCAUUAUCAUCAUCCCAGGAACCAUCAGCCCAAGAAUCUUCAGAUCAUGAACCAUCAAUCUCAGAGCAACCAGGCCAGGAGUCUUCAGGCCUGGAACAUCUGAGUGAAAACGAACUUUCCGAACAGGCUGCCGAAAUAUCCGAAACUUCAGACGAAAACCAGAAAACCCCAUUCACUUGCGAAUGUGGACGAUCGUUUCGCACACUGUGCGGCCUGAGCACGCACCAGCGGUUCAGCUCUGUGUGCAGCCCCACCGUCACGGCCAAAGUGGUGAAAGUGGAAGCCAAGCGCAACUUCAAGUGCUCCCAGUGCGAGAAGCAGUACGACAGCCCCGUGGCGUUGGCGUGCCACGAGCGCUGGCACAAGCGGCGCGACCUGAUUCGCAACAGCGGCGUCUCCCUGUCCUGCAAGGAGUGUGGCAAGACCUUCACCUCGCUCACCUUCUUCCACAAGCAUCAGAGACUAGCGCACAGCGAGGAGGCGCCUGCCAAGUCCUUCCUCCAUCAGGUCUGCCAGCUGCAGAAGAAGUCGUUUGAAUGUCAGGACUGCGGCCGUCGCUUCUCUCGAGCCUCCGCCCUUCAGUCCCAUCAGCUUUGCCACGCAGACGUUUAUGGUGACUUGGAGGCUCCGGCGACGGCGACCAACAACAGUACAACCCCUCCCUCGCCUCAGAAGCUGUACCUGUUAGACAAGGUGAAGGAGACGAACUUUGCCAUCGGGGCGAUGAUUUAUUCUCAGGACACUGCUGUGGAGGAAGGCGCGGGCAUUGAACUUGACAACAGCACUGAGACGGCGGAGUACACUGGCGAGGAAAAUGACACGGAAGAUCUCAACGUAGAGGUUGUCAGUGUUACGGCCUCAGAUACCGGCUCGUUAUCGGACAUUGAGGUGGAGGUGGCUGAGCCGGACCAGAACCCUGACCUGGAACUGGUGUGUGAAUCGGAUGUUGAUGAAGCGGAAGAACCACUCCCACCACCAACACCGCCACCACCACCACAACCACCACACAACACUCUCACUACCACUCUCCCCACAACCGAUAACACGCCCACUUCACCACAGCAUUAUAAGCCAGAGGCGGAUGUGCAAAUCGUCAAGGUCAACUUCACUCCGCUUACUGACCAAAACAUGAAGAUGAAAAGUUUGCUUAGGGGCAUUCCACAGCCUCGGCAGAAAGUGGACUUUGAAUGUCCGGAAUGUGGCCGACAGUUUGAGACUGCCGUUGGACUGCGCUGUCAUAGGCUGUGGCACAGAGGUGGCAUGGGUAAAAAAGCAUGCGUCAAGAAGAAGGUUCCUGUCCCCACGUUUGUCAUGAAACGGUACUUUUUCUGUGACAUCUGUGGACACAAGAGUUACUCAAUGCCUGCACAUAACGCUCACCUGGGCAAACAUGAAGACAGAACCCCUUACAAGUCCAUCUCGUACCAGCUCGCAGAGCUGAAAAAGAACAGCUUUAAAUGUGAAGAGUGCGGGAUGCGCUUUUCCAGACUGUCAGCCUUGCACUCCCACCAACAGCAUCACAACAACACAAAGAAACCAUUUGCAUGCCCGGAUUGUGAUAAGAGCUACUCCAACGCCAGUGGUUUAUACAACCACAAAAAAGUCUGCUUUCCUGGAAGAGUUGUGAAGGACACUCCUGCACCUGAACCUGCACCUGAGGUGAAAAAAGAACCAUUUAAUCCAAAGAAAUCCCUGCUGGGCCCAAAGGCUUACCACUGCAAGAAAUGUGGGAAGAGCUUUUGGUCUCUUGGCGCCUUCUCUUAUCACAAGCAGCAUGCAAGCUGUUGGACUCCAAAGCCAGAGUCCACCGCACCUGUCAACGGCCGCCGACGCAAGGUGGCCUGCCCCAUCUGUGGGCUGAAGUUCAGGAGAGGCUUGGGUUGGCACAUGAGGAAACACAAGCAAGAGAAGCAGGAGCUGCACACCUGCGGAGUGUGUGGCAAGUCUUACCGCAUGCUGGGCUGUUUCCUGAAACAUCAACUUAUGCACGCGAGCGUCCAAGAAAAUCCCCCGCCGGCCAAGUCUUUUGAUUUGCAGGUAGAACAGGUGAAAAAGAACUCGUACAGCUGCGAGCAGUGUGGCAAGCUCUUCUCCCGCGCCAUGGCGCUGCAGUUCCACAUGAAGAGCCAUGCGGUCGAGGAGGAUAUCGAGGCCGUUGCCCCGAAGCUGGAGCCCAGAGAAAGGUUUCCAUGCCCCACUUGUCCCCGUCAGUGUUUUACUCAGGCGGCGUUAGACAACCACCUGAAGUACUGCGCGAAAAAUAAAGAGGUCAAGGUAGAGCAAGUGCCAGCUGUAGACAGUGUACAAGAAUCAGAAUCUAGUUCAAACCAAAAUGUAUCUGUGCCUGAUCCUGGUUUUCUUCAGAUACCCCCUGAGGCCCAACCUUUAGAUCUGAAAUAUAAAUGUCUGCAUUGUGACAGAAGCUUUGCAGUGAUAGGCGCGCUUAAUUUCCAUAAAAGAAUACAUCUUAAAACUCACACCUCAUUAGCCAAAUCGAGGAGAAUGGCCAGACUCAGUCGAGUGCCCCAGUUGACUGCAGAGCAGAAAGCUGGCAAGUAUCCAUUCCAGUGUUCUGACUGUGGCCGCCACUUUUCCAAUAAUUCGGCUCUGGGAACGCACAGGCGGUGGCACACAGACAAAAAAUUUGCUGGGUUCCUGUCGAGCGAGGAGAAAUCCUCGCUUACAAAAUCCGUCGAUGACGGGCCUUUCCUUUGUAAUCUCUGUGGUAAGGGCUUCUAUUAUUUAUGUGUGCUGCGGCGACAUCAGAAAUACCACCCACCCACGGACAACACGCCCGUCACAGCCGCCAGUGCCAGCGCCACAGACAGUACUGAGCCAAUCACGAAUCAGUCAGGGGCCUUGUUAGCUUGUCCUGAGUGUGACCAGACCUUUCAGAUAGGAUCACAGCUCACCAGUCAUUUUGACACUCACCAUGCCAAAUCAACUGCCCCCACCACUGACAAAUCUUUGUCGUCGUCGUCGUCAUCAUUAUCAACGCCACCACCCCCGCAUGUCCCUGCUCCCAAAGCACCCCCAGUUAAGCCCACCGUGCCACCUAAAGCCCCGUCGAGCACCAGCCCCUCUAAAAAGAACAACUUGAAACUGAAAGUCUACCAGUGUCCAAUGUGCCCCAAGAAUUUCCCCACAAUCAGAGGGCUGCGCGCCCACAAAUGGCAGGUGCACAGGAAGCCCGCAGUGGUGCCCCAAAAGCCCUUACCAGUGCCCGUCGAGGUGCCCCAAAAGCCUGUAACAGUGGUGCCCGUGGCUCCCGCAGCGCCCGUGGCUCCCGCAGCGCCCGUGGUACGUCAAAAGCCUGUAACAGUGGUGCCCGCGGCGCCCGUAGUACGGCAAAAGCCUGUAACAGUGGUGCCCGCGGUGCCCGUGGUACGGCAAAAGCCCUUCCCGUGCCCAGACUGCGAAAAAAGCUACAGUUCUCAGGGAGCCCUUUACAAUCACCGCAAGACUUGCAAAAACAUAAAGGUGCAGCCGCCACCCAAACUCUCCAAGUCCUCCUCCAAGCUGCCCAAGCCCCCCAAACCCCAAAAGCCCCCCACCGUCGUCAAGGUGAAGGUGGAAGAGACUCCCGUGGUCAUCCGCCAGCCGACCGAGCUGGUCAGCAAGUGCUUCUUCAAGUGCCACAAGUGUGGCAAGGCCUUCCCCAGCGAGGAGCAGCUGAAGGCCCACCGCGACGUGGCCAAGACGCGGCCCUUCUGCUGCGCGCUCUGCUGCCGCGGCUACUGGACCGAGGCGCAGCUGCAGCAGCACCUGGCCUGGCACGACGAGGUGCGCAAGCGGCUGCCCACUGAGCUGCGCUACCGCCUCAGCACCUCGGGCCCCAUGAGCCCCCCGCGGCCCCCCUCGGCGUCACCUCCCGGCAGCCCCGUGAAGAACACGUCACCUCAGCAGCAGCUGCAGACAGUUGGGAAAGCCGUGACCGUGUCACCGCCGGCACCGGUGAUGUCCUUUCAGAAGGGCCACAAGUGUCAGCACUGUGGAAAGUUCUUUCUGUCCCCUACUGCUCUGCAGGUGCACCAAGCUCAGCACAAGAGCCAGUCCCCUUCCCCUUCCCCUCCCCCUCCCCCUCCCCCAGCCCCCGCACCAGCCCAGCCCUCAGCCCCAGCCCAGCCCACUUACCACUGUACCCUAUGUCCCCUUACUUUCACUGAGGUGCGGGACCUCAUCGACCACCACCAGGAGUGCAUGGGCGACAAGGAGCCUAAGGAGGCCGAGGCUGAGCCUCCCUCUCCCAACAGGAACCUUAGCAGCCUGGAGACAUGCAUCGAGUGUGGCAUGUCUUUUUGUGAUGAGACUGAGCUGCAUCAGCACUACAUCCUACACGCACAGGGAGACUAUUGAUCUAAUGAAGCUAUGGGGGGGGGGAACGAAUGUCUUUGGGGGCUGAGGUUAAAUGAAUGUUUUGUGACAUUUGAAUCAUCUCAUGUAGGUUACAUCUAUUCAUUUCUAUCCCCAGUGAAAGAAAUAAAUCUUAACACUAUACAGCUCUUUUCUUUUAGUUCAUUACUAGCUGGCUUGUAAUGUUGUGUUUUCUAUUGAUGUUAUUUUUAUGUUGCUUUUGUUUGAAGAUAAGUUCUGUUUGUGUUUGUGUUUUUUAAAAACAAUUUAAAUGUGGAGUAGCCAUAGGCUCUAGACCUGUCCAUUGCAUUAAAAUGGUGAACAUUGGUUUAUUCCCCUUACCUCAAGCAACUCAGCUGUCCUGUACACUGCUGCCACCUUGUGGUGUAGUUGCUGCAUUGAAACUUGGUGAAUGCCACAACUCAAACUGGCAUGUUUUUCCAUGGAUGGUACCCCCCAUGCUCAACAGUAGAAUCUGAAUUGAAUCUUACUGAGACAAGUUGUACUAACACUAUUUUUGUUUUUCCUUAAUUAUUUUAUUUUAUUUUCGUUUUGUCAUAUUGUGAAAUGGGUUACUUGAGGCAGUGAGUGGCAUGGUAACAGCAUUAAGAACUAAGAAGCUUGUAAACAAUCACAUGUCAGAGACCUAUAGGUUUGUUUGUAAAAAAAACAAAAUGGCAAAUCAAAUUCAGAGAUGAGCGACAUGUUUUGUCACUAUUGUUUGUUUAGUACUGUUUUCUGCCAGUUCUGUGGAUUGGGAAUUUUUGCACUGUAUGCUCUGAGGCUGACCUUGCUUGAAAUUUCUGUAGUUUGUUGUAUAUUUUCUAACAGUAUAUUUGUAUUCCUUUGAAAUACCCGUUAAUUUAAGUUGGAGCAUGCGGCACAGAUGACUGUUGGAUUGGCCUACAUUGUAAUUGGUAUUACUAUUAAGGCAUUUGAUGCCCUCUCUGUGCUUUUAAGUGUUGAUUCGUUGGACUAUGGUCGUAAAUUAAUAUUGCCGUUUGUAAAUAAUUUCUUACACAACCACUUCAAAGAAUAUAUUGUCAUUAAUUAUUACAGCCCUGAAAGUAUAAUUCUCUGGACACAUUUUCCUCCUGGGUUAUAGCAUAUAUUUGUUACGUUAGCCGACCACACUAUCUCAUGUAAAAUGCAAAGAAAUAAUAAAUGACAACUCUAUACAACUCAACAAAAUUGGGUUUCUGUCUGAUAGGCUCAUGCUUAGAAAAACCAACACUUGCUCUGAAGCUUUAUACUUCUUCAGAUCCUAAUCAUAGAUAUACCACUUUGGGACAGAAAUACACACACAUGUAAUAUGAAGUCUAGUGGUUUUUUGAGACUAGUUGAGUGUCUUUGAAUCUCAAGUGUAAAAGGCGUUGGUUAGUGAUCUCUUCUAGGCUACUACUUUGAAUUAUCCUGAUUGUAUGCAAUGCUUCAAUAAAGCACUAUAAGAAGAUA
Messenger RNA from Engraulis encrasicolus (European anchovy), 6770 nucleotides. Its product is annotated as zinc finger protein 208. Gene Ontology annotation, molecular function: DNA-binding transcription factor activity, RNA polymerase II-specific; RNA polymerase II cis-regulatory region sequence-specific DNA binding. The record is from RefSeq and is a predicted model, not a curated record. Lineage: Eukaryota; Metazoa; Chordata; Actinopteri; Clupeiformes; Engraulidae. Gene Ontology annotation, biological process: regulation of transcription by RNA polymerase II. The transcript is spliced from 2 exons. Bases 60 to 5318 code for a protein of 1752 amino acids.